Messenger RNA from Siniperca chuatsi (mandarin fish), 4741 nucleotides. It is a transcript of the gene exoc3l4, whose product is annotated as exocyst complex component 3-like 4. Gene Ontology annotation, molecular function: SNARE binding. The coding region runs from base 310 to 2730 and encodes 806 amino acids. The record is from RefSeq and is a predicted model, not a curated record. Gene Ontology annotation, biological process: exocytosis; exocyst localization. Gene Ontology annotation, cellular component: exocyst. The transcript has 14 exons. Lineage: Eukaryota; Metazoa; Chordata; Actinopteri; Centrarchiformes; Sinipercidae.
UUUUGCAAACAAUGAUCAAAGCAGAAGCAGGAAGGUGAUCUUUCUCACGUCCUUGUGCCCGAAGAAGCUGGCUGCCUUGCUUUAAAAAAGACCCAAACAUAAAUAACCGCUUGCUUUUUACCCCAUUUUCACCCUCCUGACACAGAACUUGGCACCAGACGGUAAACUUUUCUUUUUUGUGUGUCUGUUCCUAACCGGUUGAUCAUUAAAGGUAGAGAAAGUGAAAGCAGGUAGAUAAUAACACAGCGGAAGGAGGGCUGGGAGUGUAUUUUGUACCGAGCGCAGUUGGAUGUUAUUUAACGGGAUGAAAUGUCAGAAAUGAUGGACAAAUCUACUGAAAACCCAGACGAGGACAGAGUGUCCCUCAGGAGCAACGGGAAGACGCCGACCAACGGUGUCACAAAGGAGCCGCUGAGCAGGCUUCAGACGAUACGAAAGAGCAUCCGGCAAGUGACUCAGAAGAGCCCACUAUCGUCCGGAGGCAAGGGGUCAAAGGUCACACCUAAAGCAGAAACGGACGGCAACGAGUCGGAGUCACAACCGCCUCCGUCACCCAGCCUGGGUGCUGGCUCUCCUGUGACCUCUCCUCUGAAGAAUAUUGGAGGCUUUUUCCAGAAAAAAGAGGACGACAAGGUCGACGUCGGUCCAAAGAAAAAGAAAGGUCUGACACGUUCAAAGACAGAUCUCAAUAUGGGCAGGGUUGGUGACUCUCUCAUGAAAAGAGGAGCGUUCAUUCGUCGAAGCCUGAAUUUAGGCACUAAGAAGGACAAGGAUAAAACCUGCACACUGGAGCCGCUCUUCCCCGUCUCCGAAGACUCAGCGGAGAAGGAGAAGGAGAAGGAGGAAAAAGAGGAGGAGGAUGUGGUGUGGGAGGAACUCGAGGAGUUUUACACACUGCCAGAAAUACCCCACAUACCGCUGUCAGUGAUGCAGAUCAGUAAGCUGAUAGAGACGGAGGUGCUGGAGGAGGCUCACCUGAACCUUAUCGCGCUGCGGCAGGAGUUCCAGCAGGAACGGGAACAGUGCGACGAGGACUCGCCCAUGGAGCUGGCCAAGAAGGAAAAAGACCUCAACCUUCUCUAUGGAGACCUGAGGAACAAGGUGAAGACCAUAGUGCGCGACUCCAACUCUCUUCCCUCCAGAAACAAAGGGCUGCUGGUACCCGUGUCCCGCAUCAUCCAAGAGGAGGAGAGGAGAGCUGAGGAACCCGGCGGGUUUCCGGGCAGCUGGAUGGAGGCCUGGAGGGAGGCGGUGGGCGAGGGGGUGCAGGUGAAGGUGGAGAGCAUUCACCUGGAACAGAAGGAGCAGAACGUCUCCUGGUUGGCAGUUCAUCUGGGUCUGCUGGGUAAAGCCAUCGUGGAGGACUUGGAGAGCGUGAAGAGGGAGCUGCGAGGGUCGUACCCACCCAGCUUUAAAGUCUUCAGCACCUACGUGAAGAGUUACCACAGAGUCGUCGGGCAGCACCUGAAGAAGCUGGAGAAGCAGGUGACGGAGCUGAAGGAUCUGUACGCUCUGCUGGACUGGAUCAUCAACCGCUACAAGAGCGAGAGGAUCAUGGGAAGUUUCUCCCUGCAGCCGGACAUGAGGGAUGAGAGCACUGAUCUGCAGCUGGAGGCCGACUUCCUGGUGCAGCUGAAGGAGAAGUACUGCUGCAGAGUGAAGGAGGAAAUGAGAUCUUCACUGGACAAACUUGUUGAUCUUGAAAAUGAGGAAUUUUGGAAGGACGGCAACAAUCCAGAGAAGGAGGAGGACUUCCUCGAGUCUCAGAUUCACAUGGACAUCUGGACGAGGGUGAAGGGAAAUGUUUUGCACUCUCGACAAAUUGAUGCUCAACUGGAACAGAAAGUGAUAUCUUCCUGCCUCGAAGAGCUCAAACAAUUCCCCAAGAGAUUUGAGACCGAGUUCAGAUGUCACUGCAGUGCUCUCAGACCACAGCCUCUCUGGACUGAGUAUCUCAUAACCUACAUCAACAGCUUCACUGCUUUACAGCAGCACAUGGAGGAAUACCAGGACGCCUGUCCGGAUGAGGUGGAAGGGUUCAGCAAAGAGGUGAAGUGGCUGAUUGUCAGGCUCACAGAGGAAAUGGAGGACCAGUUCAAAGAGGAUGUCAAGCCGUAUCUGAGGAUCAUGAUGACGAGGAAGUGGCUCCGCAGUGACAAAGAAUUUAAGCAGCUUCAGAGUCGGACAGAGCUGCUUUCUCAGCACUGCGCUCUCAUGAGGCCUCCACACGUCCAGGAGUUCGCGAGCCGAUUGCAUUACCACGUGGUGAGGGAAUACAUCGGCCAGCUGAUGAAGAAUAACUACUCAUGCAAGAACCGCAAACACGAGAAGGCAGCAGGAAAGAUCCGUCAACAGUUGGGUGAACUCAGAGAUAUGUUUGAGGACAUGAAGUCGACUCAUGAGUGGCUCUACCCUGUAGGAGACGACCUGAGCGACAUCAUCACACAGAAAAACAAGGCAGACAUAAAGAACCAUCUGCAGCCUUUAGUGGAGCAUUACCCAGACUUCAGCAAGAAGCACCUGGAUGCUGUUCUGUAUUUCAGAGGCCCGCUGAGCGGCCGCGAACACCAGCUGAUCCUGCAGCGACUCAUGGAGCUGAAGAAGAAACUGGGCAGCACCUACGGCGACAAGAACCGAGUUUUAUUUGAUGACAUGCAGGUCACCGUCAACCGAGACUGUCUGUCUAAUAUGACUUUCGCCAUCUUCAGCUGCUUAUGGCCCGAAAACUAGUGCAACAUUGUGGACGAGUUGCUGAGUGGAGGACAAAUAAAAGCUCAAGAGGUGUGACAGAAAAGGUUAACAGCUGCAGAUUUUCUAAGGUGGUUUGACACAAGUUCAGGUCCUUGCUCUCAAACACAGCCAUCUAAACUCAAACCAACUUGCACGGAAUCAGGUAUAUCUUCUUCUACAAAUCGUGUUACCUUCAAAAUGUUAUUUAUAACGGAUUCUUUCCUGUCUAAACCUGGCACACGUGUCAUUGAGUUUAAAGGAUAUUUCUGCUGAUGUUCUACAUUUGAAAACCUCAAAACCAACAAUGAGCCUCACGUAUGAACCACUCGUACAAACAGAUUUGUUCUUAAGCAGCACAUACGAGCGAUUUAACAUCAUUUGUGGCAUUCACCAAUUUUCUCUCGGGUAUGAACAAAAUUCACGAGUGUCGAGACCUGUGAAAAGAGUCAAAAAAACACUAACCUGACCUGAAAUCAUAACACCUUAAUCUGAAUGAAUUUGGAGUUUAAAUAUGAUACCGAAAUGAACUGAAAUAAAAUAUAUAACUAAGACAAACCUAAUGCAAAAUUUAUAUUUUAUUUACCAUAUCAUCAUCAGCUUGGCGUGUCACUUUAAUUAGUCUUUUUUUUUUUGGCACAGCACCUCAUCAUCAUCUGCUGUAGACUAUAAUAUUCUCUCGGCUAAUAUCUACGUGACCGCCUGUCGUAUUAGUCGUGGACCGCUUUGCUUUUCCUUUUCCUUCAUCACCGUGAACACACACACUGUAGUUCAUUCUGACUCAGUCCCACACACACCGUCCUGCUGCCCCAAACACUCACUAGAGCUACAAAUGUGGAUUAAUCCGCCGCUGAAAAUAGUCCCCAACAAAUGUACUAUUUCCGCCUGUUUGAGUAACGUUUGCUAACAAUUACAGCUGUUUAAACAUGAAAUUAUAGAUUUGUUUAGAUUUACCAAGAAACCACUGAGCUUGGAGCUGAGAGCCACAGACAAGUUGGGAAGUCGGAAAGUAUUGAGAGACAGACUAACACAUUGUUGGUUUUUUAGGUCUUUUCAUGGGAUUUAGUGACUAAAAGCUUUUUCCUUUAAAUAAAGUUUAAAAUAACUUUUCAAUGAAUCUAAUGACAUAUAUUCUCUGUUUUACACAAAUUACAAUGAAUUGUGUGACUGUGUGAACUUACAUCUGUUCUUCUAAAAGAAGAAAUUAGUUCAGCAUGUUCAUUAAUGUCUCUGGCAAACGUAGAAAUGCCACAUAUGUUAUCACUUAACUUAUUAAAUGUGACACAUGCAGAGUGUUGCCAGCAUUGUGAGGAAUUGCGGAUUCAUUUUCUAAUCUGGAUAAAAUUCAAUGUUUGUGGGGGAAGAUUGUGAAACUUUGUGGAUGACUGUGAAGCUCUCAGCAGAUAUAACAAAUAAAAGGCAGGUUUUAGUGCCAAAGUGUCAGCUCAACUAAUACAAACUGUAAGAAACUGAAGCUCUUUGUGUGUUUCAGCCAUGAAUGUGAUGACGUGCUAUUGAGCAAGAACUGAACCUAGCAGAUGAGCCCUCCAAACUGCCUUCAGACUUAAAUAUAAGAGGGUUAUUUUGUGAAAUAUGUGUGUUUCUAUUGUCUUUCUGUCAAAUCUCUGAUUUCAGCUGACCCUGUGGCGUCACAGACGCAGGAAACUCUACAAAAACUAGCUUGAUGUGAUUUUCUUUGCACAUUUGAUGUACUCAUUUAAUAAUUCUCAUUUUCCUGUGUUUGUAAAGUGUUUGUGUAUGAUUGUUAUCAACUGGCAGAAGUGAGAGUUUUAGUAUCUCAGGAUGGUUUAAAUCAGGGUUUUCCAACAUUUUCUGUCUGACACCUGUUUUUGGUGCCAAAGUUUUCAUGAAAACUGACAAUUAUGUGAAUUGUUCUUAUGAAUUUGAAUAUGAAAUGCUUUCAAAUGUGUGAAGAGAGCUCAAAGGGGUUAUAUAGAAAUAUAUAGAAAUGUUAAACUUAUUUAAUCUUUUUUUUAAUAAAACAUUAACAGUC